Molecule: messenger RNA, 2086 nt
Organism: Manihot esculenta (cassava)
Lineage: Eukaryota; Viridiplantae; Streptophyta; Magnoliopsida; Malpighiales; Euphorbiaceae
Product: putative glycerol-3-phosphate transporter 1
Exons: 3
Coding region: 254-1822 (522 amino acids)
Biological process (GO): transmembrane transport; phosphate ion homeostasis
Cellular component (GO): membrane
Molecular function (GO): transmembrane transporter activity
Source: RefSeq, a predicted model, not a curated record
GUUGUCUCUGCAAAAUAUGCCGCGUUUUGUUCGUUAAGCAACUGGAAAACCAGAGAGAAGAAGAGAGUUUCUCGAGGUAGAGUGAAAGAAGCGAGCGAAAAUAAUUGCUUUAGAGAGAGAGAGAGAGAGAGUGACAACAAGCUAUCAAGUGAGAGUGAGCUCAUAUAAUCAAGAGAUUGUUGCAUUUGGUUUAAGAAAGGAAAGUUGAAGGUACCAAUUCCUCCGUAUACCUUGCAGAGUUAAGGUUUAAUACAUGGGUCCCUUAUCAGAACCAUUACCUGAGAGAAAUCAAAAUAAACCCUAUGGAAUUCAAUUCAUAGAAUGCAUAAAGAAAAAGAGACUUUCCUACAAAACCUGCCAAGCCAUUGUCUUGAUUGUAACUUUUUUCGCAUACGCUAGCUACCAUGCUGCUCGGAAAACCACGAGCAUUGUUAAGAGUGCCCUUGAUCCUCAAUCGACUAGGGUGGGUUUGAAGUUCAUUCCUUGGAGAAUAACUUACUUAAGUGAACCAGAAGAAAGAAGAUUUUCAUGGGUACUUGGAGAUGGUUGGGCUCCAUUUAGUGGAUCAGAUGGCACAGCCUUGCUCGGUGAACUUGACCUUGCUUUUCUCUCUAUUUAUGCCAUAGGAAUGUAUUUCUCUGGACAUAUAGGUGACAGGAUGGAUUUAAGGAUCUUCUUGACAAUUGGAAUGAUAGGAACCGGUGUAUUUACUUCGCUCUUUGGUGUUGGUUACUGGGCAAAUGUACAUAACUUUUACUAUUUUUUGAUAAUGCAAAUGAUUGCUGGUUUAUUCCAAUCAACUGGAUGGCCUUCAGUUGUUGCUGUGGUCGGAGACUGGUUCGGGAAAAGCAAGAGAGGACUAAUUAUGGGCAUAUGGAAUGCUCACACCUCAAUUGGGAACAUUUCAGGAUCUUUGAUUGCUUCUGCAAUGUUGAGCUACGGAUGGGGCUGGUCAUUUGUCGUGCCUGGUUUCCUUAUUGCUUUUAUAGGCUUGAUGGUUUUUCUAGUUCUUCCUGUUAGUCCUGAUUCUGUUGGAAUUGACAGACGUGAAGAUGAGCUGCAUGAUCCAAGGAAAAUUGGAGAGGAAGUUACAGAGCCUCUUUUAGGAUCAGACUCCGAGGUUAAGGAGACAGCAGUUGGGUUCAUUGAAGCAUGGAAAAUUCCGGGAGUUGCUCCAUUUGCUCUUUGCCUUUUCUUUGCCAAAUUGGUGGCUUACACGUUUCUCUACUGGCUUCCUUUCUACAUUAGCCACACAGCUAUCGACGGCAAGUACUUAUCGGAUGGCACAGCUGGGAACUUAUCAACAUUGUUUGAUGUAGGAGGGGUAAUUGGAGGGAUCUUAGCUGGACACAUUUCUGAUCGUCUAGAUGCCAGAGCCAUUACAGCUGCAAGCUUCAUGUACUGCGCAAUUCCUGCUCUCUUCUUUUACCGAAGCUAUGGACAUAUUUCCCUGGGUGUAAAUAUUGCCCUUAUGUUCAUCACCGGCUUGUUUGUGAAUGGGCCUUAUGCUCUUAUAACAACAGCUGUCUCGGCUGACUUGGGAACCCACAGUUCUUUGAAAGGGAACUCAAGGGCAUUGGCAACCGUUACAGCAAUUAUAGAUGGCACAGGUUCAGUUGGGGCUGCAAUUGGACCUUUACUGACAGGUUAUAUUUCUGCUAAGAGCUGGAGUGCAGUUUUCACAAUGCUAAUGGCUGCAGCUUUAAUUGCUGGUCUGCUUUUGACAAGACUUGUUGUGGCUGAAGUGGCUGCAAAAAUUGCAGAAUCAAGGUCUCAAACAUCUGCACCAUCAAGAACACCAGCAGUUCAGCUUGAUGUGUGAGUUGGAGACAAGAUGGUAGGGAUUGUAUUUGUGUCUGUUUUGUGUGAUACUCAAAAGUAUCUAUGAUCUCUGGUGCUUAAAAUGAUGAGGAAAAAUCCUCUGAUAGCGGUUGAAGAUGGGAGAGGAUGUUUUUAUACCUUCUCCAUGCUCUGUAGUUUAAUAGGAUAGAUGGAAAGAAAACGAGAAGGGGUUGAUCAUGUCAAUGUGUCUGUAUGUACAUUUUUACAGCAAUUUAACUAAUUAAACCAUGACCUUGUUAAUUCA